Messenger RNA from Sitophilus oryzae (rice weevil), 1668 nucleotides. RefSeq names its product WD repeat domain-containing protein 83. Gene Ontology annotation, molecular function: protein binding. NCBI's taxonomy places the organism in Eukaryota, Metazoa, Arthropoda, Insecta, Coleoptera, Curculionidae. Gene Ontology annotation, cellular component: catalytic step 2 spliceosome. The record is from RefSeq and is a predicted model, not a curated record. Gene Ontology annotation, biological process: mRNA splicing, via spliceosome.
UUUGUUUACAUAACACCAUCAUAACACAGAAACUUAAUUUUGUAUAAUAUAUGUAAAUAUAAUGAUUUGAGAAUUUGUUUAGUGGUUGAAGUAACGGGCAAAUUUUUAAUAACGAUUGUACUUAACAAUGAAUUGUUUCAAGAGAUAAUUCAAAUAAUAAACUGUAGAAAUCUAGAAGGCGUUAAAAAUAAUCAGCUUAAAUUCCCUAGGUAAUUCAUGGGUAAUUCUAGGGACUUUAAAAAUCAGCUGACCCUGAGUUUCGGUGCUCAGCUGUUUUUUGUUUAUGUUCGGUAUAUUUUGUUUUUUUGUUGUGGACUGGCAAAUUUGAGUGUUAUUUGUUAUUAUAAAACAACUACAUUGUUUUAAGUUAUUUUAAUGUGGUUAUUAUGGAUUUACAAUGCUUAAAUACUAUCGAUUGUAAUCAAGGAGCUGUAAGAGCGGUACGGUUUAAUGUUGAUGGUUCAUACUGUUUAACAUGUGGCUCAGAUAAAAAAAUUAAGCUAUGGAACCCUUACAAAAAGUUAUUGCUCAAAACUUAUGGAGGACAUGGAAACGAGGUAUUAGAUACCUGUGGAUCUUGCGAUAGUAGUCAAAUAGUUUCAUGCUCAUCUGAUAAAUCAGUAAUAGUUUGGGAUGUAUCUACUGGCCAGCCUUUAAGGAGACUAAGAAGUCAUGCGGCGAGUGUAACCUGUGUCAAGUUUAAUGAAGAAUCUACUAUGGCUAUAUCUGGGAGCAUAGAUAAUACUGUAAUGUGUUGGGACACUAGAUCUAGGGCCCAAGUCCCCUUUCAAGUAAUGAAAGAAGCAAAAGAUAGUAUAACUUCUUUAAAGGUAACCGAUCAUGAAAUUCUAACUGGCUCUGUAGAUUGCUCAGUUCGAAGGUAUGAUUUACGUAAUGCCAGAUGCGAUGCAGAUUUUGUUGGAGCUGCAAUUACAUCUGUCAGUUUAUCACAUGAUGGGCAAUGUGUUUUAGUAAAUUCAUCAGAUAAUAUAGCUCGAUUACUAGACAAAAGCAGUGGAGAGUUAUUAGGAGAAUUUACAGGCCACAAAAUCGAUAAUAUGAAUAUUGAAAGUGAUAUUUUAAAUGACGAUAACUGUGUUGUGUCGGGUUCAAAAACUGGGGAAUUAUGGUGUUGGGAUUUGGUAUCUGCAGAAGUUAAACAUAAACUUAUACACACGCCUGGCAAGGUGUUAAAUUCAUUAAGUGUACAUCCGAGAAAGGAUAUUAUUUUAACUGCGUCAGUUAUGACUAUUAAAGUUUGGGGUGAAUCUAUGGAGACUGUUGAAGACAGUGAAUCAAAAUGAUUAUAAAAACAAUGUUGAGGGUGGAUAGUACUAGCAGCUGACUUUAAAUAAACUAAAAGAACUGAACUGUUUGCAUUAAAUUAUGCCACCAUUUAUUAAAUAGGUAUCUAUGACAUCUAUAUUUUGACCAAUUAUACUACAAACAAUAAAAAACUUUUAUUUGUUUUUUUUCUUGUUUAAUGUAGAUAUUUUGGUACCGAAAUAAAAAUUGAACAUUACAGUUCAGUUACAAUAGAAAUCUCCUUUCCGUUACAGCAUAGAUAAAUGAAACAAGUUUAGAUUCGAAAGUGCCCAUAAGGACAAUGUUAAUAUUAUUUGGCGCUAUUUUUGCGGUCGCGACCCAAAGCUUUUGAUAAUUUCGGAU